This is a messenger RNA of Besnoitia besnoiti, 1764 nucleotides long. RefSeq names its product zinc finger (CCCH type) motif-containing protein. Lineage: Eukaryota; Apicomplexa; Conoidasida; Eucoccidiorida; Sarcocystidae. The record is from RefSeq and is a predicted model, not a curated record. Bases 1 to 1764 code for a protein of 587 amino acids. Gene Ontology annotation, molecular function: metal ion binding; mRNA binding. The transcript has 3 exons.
AUGGCAUCUCCGAUGUCGGGUAUGAAACCCGACGGUUUCUGCCCACCCACCUCUGGCACUAAGCUUCAAAACGAGAAGAAAAACAAGUUGACGUUCAACAACUUCUACAAGACGAAGCUGUGCCCCUGGUACAUCAAAGGUUCUUGCCAUUGGGGAGCAAGGUGUAACUACGCGCACACUCUCUCUGAGCAACGCGAAGCCGUCGACCUCACGAAAACAAAACUUUGCCCGACGUGGCUUCGAAACUGCGUGUGCCGCAAUCCGAAGUGCCGUUACGCUCACGACUACACCGAACUGCGCGCCACAACGGACGUAUUCAAGACUUCUCUUUGCUCUUUCUUCAUCAAGGGGAUGUCUUGCCCCAUGGAAACGAGCUGUCGGUUCGCUCACGGGGUUCAUGAGCUGCGUCUGCGCAGCAAAGAGAACGGCCAACCAGCAGGCAUCAGCCGCAAAGACGCGCAAGCGAGAGCUGCCCUUGCCACGGCGAGUGCUGCCGCUGCCGCUGCCCAUGCGGCUGCGACGGCAAAGGCAGCAGCAGAAGCCAAGGCUGCGGCAGCGGCAGCAAUCGCUGGCCUGGCUGAGGCUUCCCACAGUGGCGCGUCGGAACCCAUCGUUUCUCCUCCGGUCGCCCAGGUCCUUGUGCCUCUGCCCGAGGGAGGUCACGUGCCUCUUAGUUGCUCAAUCCGAGGUGACGGUUCUUCCGCUCCGAAGAACGCUGAAGGACGUGCUCGGCGCCAGCCUACCACCGGAAUUCUGGCGCUUGAUAAAGACAGCGGAACUUGGCGUCCAGAGAUGUCAGCUUCUGCGACCGACUUUGUCUUCAAGAACGCCGGGACGCCCACAUACCCGCUCGCGCCCAAACUCAGCACCGCACCUGCCUCAUCCUUGCAGGGAAAUGGUGUCGAAGGCGUCAUAGAGCGAAUCCUGCAGUCCCUUCAGUGUCAGUCUGGAAGCCUCUCCAGCAAUGCACCCACUAGCGGGGUUCGGCCCCACUCCCAAGUGGGACGUCCACGAGAAGCAGGAAUGGGAAGUUCCUUUGACCCACGAGCAGCCGCGUUCAACCCUGGAGGCUGGCUCAGGCAAAUGGGAAAUGGAUCCCACGGCCAAGUUGUUCGCCAUCCGCGUCCUCUCGGCAUCCCGCCCAGCUCUGACAGCUCGCUGAACAUGCUUGACUUUUCCAGCCUGUUGUCAACUGUCGCGAUGGCCAUGGCAGGUUCACCCUCAAACACCACGAAGCCAGAUGUCCCUAUGGACGCUUUCCUGCAAUCAAUAACUGGGGACGUACUUUGUGCACCCGGCCUCUCAGCCCCUUGGAACAGGGCUGCGUCUACGGCAACAUGUUCCUCUCACCUCCAGCAGAGCCCGCUAAGGUCGACAGACGCGUCAAUGUCGUCGGAUUGGCAGACGACCGCCAGUGGCGGCGAAGAAUCGUCCUUUCCACUGUUGUCGAAACCUCUUGGAGAACAAGAGUGCCCCGGAGCGGCAUUGCUUCAUAACGGCGCAGAGUUCGACGUCCCGAAUAAGGACGGCGUCACACUACAGGGCGAGGCUGGAACGGAAAGCAAUUCUCUCGCAGGGGAAAGACUCGACGCUGCAGGAACACUGCUUCUUGCGCCUGGAGAAGGCGGGCAAGAGGAAACGUCCGCUGGCAGUCCUGCCGCGCGGUCUACGAAGUUGGAGGCUGCGAAGACGACGACAGAGUCUUCCUUACCUUCAAUUACUGGGUCCCGCCAAACCACGGCAGCAGGCGUCGACUGUGAGUGA